Papaver somniferum (opium poppy) is the source of this 2439-nucleotide messenger RNA. RefSeq names its product LRR receptor-like serine/threonine-protein kinase FEI 1. Bases 244 to 2013 code for a protein of 589 amino acids. The record is from RefSeq and is a predicted model, not a curated record. The transcript has 14 exons. Gene Ontology annotation, molecular function: receptor serine/threonine kinase binding; ATP binding; protein kinase activity. Gene Ontology annotation, biological process: protein phosphorylation. Lineage: Eukaryota; Viridiplantae; Streptophyta; Magnoliopsida; Ranunculales; Papaveraceae.
UAAACCCCUUUCUCUUUGAUUGGUUGGAUGAAGUUCUCACUUCCACACUCAGUCACUCUCUCUCUUACACUAAGUAAGAUCAUUCAAUCACUUUUGGUGUACUGAGAAAGUUUCCGAAAUUAGGGUUUCUAUUUUGGUAGAUCGAUUUGAGGACAUUAUUUUAUUUCUGGUGCACUGUUUGCUAACUGUCUGAUUAUGCCAUAUCAUUUAUCGCCGGCUUAAACAUCAGCAGGCAUUCCUCUGAUGGAACAUCUAAGGCCAAUUCUACUUUCCAUUCUGCUGUUUCAUAUAUUACUGGGAGAAAACAAUGCUCUCAGUCCAGAUGGUGAGGCAUUGUUAAUUUUUAAGACAGCAAUUCUUGGUUCAGAUGGUAUCCUUCUUCAAUGGAAACAAGAGGAUGCAGAUCCUUGUGGUUGGAAAGGAGUGAAAUGUGAUGCUCAUACCAAGCGGGUGAUUUACUUGAGUCUUCCGCAACACAAACUGAGUGGAUCCAUAUCACCUGAGAUCGGAAAGCUUAAUCACUUGAAAGUUCUAGCGCUUCAUAACAACAACUUAUUUGGAACAAUCCCUUCGGAGUUGGCCAAUUGCACAGAAUUGCGAGCAAUAUAUUUGCAGGGUAACUACUUGAGUGGGUCAAUUCCUUCCGACUUUGGGGACCUUCCAGAUCUUGAGUUCUUGGAUGUCUCCAGUAACUCUUUAAGUGGUUCAAUCCCUUCAUCACUUGGGAAGUUGAGCAAGCUUUCAAUAUUAAAUGUCUCAACAAACUUUCUGUCUGGGCAAAUACCACCCAACAUCAAAUUUACUGAAAAUUCCUUUGUUGGAAAUCGUGGCUUGUGUGGGACACCGAUCACUGUAACAUGCAAAGAUGAGCAUGGAGGAGCUUCUUUGGGGUCUCAGCCUAAUAUAGAUGCAGAUACUAUAAAUGGGAAAAAAAGAUCAGGGACGAGACUCCUUAUAAGCGCUUUGGCAACUGUUGGUGCUUUACUCUUGGUAGCAUUGAUGUGCUUCUGGGGCUGUUUUCUGUAUAAGAAAUUUGGCAAAAAUGAUACCAGAAGCCUUGCCAUGGAUGUUAUUGGAGGUGCAUCAAUUGUAAUGUUCCACGGAGAUUUGCCCUACUCUUCAAAAGACAUCAUCAAGAAGUUAGAGAAUUUGGGUGAGGAACAUAUUAUCGGUUCGGGUGGAUUUGGGAAAGUAUACAAGCUUGCCAUGGAUGAUGGGAGUGUAUUUGCUUUGAAAAGAAUAAUGAAAACAAAUGAAGGCUUAGAUCGGUUUUUUGAAAGGGAACUUGAAAUACUUGGUAGCAUAAAGCACCGAUAUCUGGUGAACUUGCGAGGAUAUUGCAACUCCCCUUCUUCGAAGUUGUUAAUAUAUGAUUAUCUACCAGGUGGAAGCCUAGAUGAGGCGCUUCAUGCAGAACGAUCCGAGCUACUAGAUUGGGAUGCACGUCUUAAUAUAAUUAUGGGAGCUGCGAAAGGUUUGGCAUACUUGCAUCAUGAUUGCUCCCCUCGUAUCAUACAUCGAGAUAUAAAGUCGAGCAACAUUUUACUUGAUGGUAAUAUGGAGGCUCGUGUAUCUGACUUUGGACUUGCCAAACUACUUGAGGAUGAGGAAUCCCACAUAACUACCAUCGUUGCUGGAACAUUUGGUUAUCUUGCUCCAGAGUACAUGCUAAGUGGUAGAGCAACAGAAAAAAGUGAUGUUUACAGCUUCGGGGUUCUAGUCCUUGAAAUAUUGAGUGGGAAGCGACCCACGGACGCAUCUUUCAUCGAAAAAGGGCUAAAUAUUGUUGGUUGGUUGAACUUUCUAGUUGCUGAAAAUAGGCCGAGGGAGAUUGUGGACCAACACUGUGAGGGUAUUCAGACCGAGAGUCUUGACACCCUGCUCUUGAUAUCUAUCCAGUGUGUAUCGUCCAGUCCAGAGGACAGGCCUACCAUGCAUAGGGUGGUCCAGAUACUUGAAGCUGAAAUAAAUACUCCCUGCCCAAGCGAUUUCUAUGAUUCCAGCUCUGAUUGAAGAACCCUUCAAAGCAAAAGAGAAACCAAGCUCGUUAUUCACAUGGAACAUGAUUCAGUUCAUUCAGCAGAAUGAAGAAACGUCAGCAAGCUACAGAAGGUUUCAGAAACUUUGGGCUCCAAUUAAGUUAUUCAUUCUUUUUUUCGAUCAGAAAAUGGCAAAUUUUGGGUGUUAUUCAUCCAUUUAAGGUGUCAGAGCAGGUUGCGGUCAAGAAAUUUGAGGGUGCUUUUGGUGUUUCUGUUUCACGCAGGUGCAUGUGAGAAGAGGUUCUAAAGAUGCCCCUCUUUGUUUUCGCCAUUCAAUCCCUUGAGAAAUUACAUGUAUAUGGAAUUUAUAAAUUUCUGUGUCUUCGGCAGAAGGUUCUUUGUUAUUAAUGCCAUUUUUGUAAAAUAAGUUCCGUUGAAAAUUACCAGUUCUCAUUCCUCA